GGGUGGUAGUAGUAAUUAUUAAAGUAAAAGAAUGGCGUCCCGUCGACCACCAUUUUGGUUAUUAAAAUGAAAGGGAGAAAGAAAAAGUGUGCUUUAUCUCUUUACUCACAAUCCUAGUGUUAGUGUUAUAUGUGUAUGUGUAUAUAUAUGUGUGUGUGUGUGUGUGUGUGUGAAGAAGAAGUAAGAAAUAGGAAAUAGGAAAUAGGAAAUAGGAAUGAUGAGAAGAUUGCCACCUGGGUUUCGGUUUGAGCCAACAGAAGAAGAGCUUGUGUUUGAGUAUCUAAAAUGCAAGGUCUUUUCCUCGGCCUUGCCUGCUUCUAUCAUUCCAGAGAUCAAUGGCGUUUGGAAUUUGGAUCCUUGGGAUAUUCCUGCUGCAGGUGGUGGGGACGAAGAGAAAUACUUAUUCAGCAAGAAGGAGGCAGGGGAAUAUAACAAUAACAAUAAUGGAGAAGGAGGAAUAAUUGGAUGGAGUAAGAGUGGAUACUGGAAGGCAAGAGGAAGGGAGAAGGAAAUAGUAAGCAGUGAGAAUGGAGUGGCAUUAAUGGGUAUGAAGAGCACUCUGGAUUUCUACACCAACAACAUCAGGAAGAUGAAGAAGACAGGUUGGGUGAUGCAUCAGUAUCGUCUCAUAAUACCACAUUCUCACUCUUCAACUAACAAAUGGGUUCUUUGCCACAUCCUUUCUCCUACUAAUAAAUUAUUCGAUCAUAUUAUUCACCCCCACCGCCACCGCCGCCGCCUCCGUUAUUCUAUUUCUUCUACAAAGGAUGAGAAUGGGGAUGAUCAGGAUGAGCAUGAUGAGCAUGUAAAUCACAUCACUACUUCCACCGCCUUCUCCGACGACGAACAUGAUUCUGUUUCCUCCACCGCCUCAUCCUCUUCCACUUCCGCCACCUUCACCGAUUUCACAUCUACAACUACUGCUACUACUACGUUCCACUUAUAAUUAAUUAUUCAUUAUUGUUCCCAUA
Molecule: messenger RNA, 971 nt
Organism: Cucumis melo (muskmelon)
Lineage: Eukaryota; Viridiplantae; Streptophyta; Magnoliopsida; Cucurbitales; Cucurbitaceae
Product: NAC domain-containing protein 83-like
Exons: 2
Coding region: 215-946 (243 amino acids)
Biological process (GO): regulation of DNA-templated transcription
Molecular function (GO): DNA binding
Source: RefSeq, a predicted model, not a curated record